AUGUCUACAAUCGCAUUAAACCCUCCACCAGAAAUUAAAAAGAAACCAAUUUCCUUCUCAAACAUACUAUUAGGGGCCUUCUUAAAUUUAUGUGAAGUUAGUACCUUGGGUCAACCAUUGGAAGUCACCAAAACUACAAUGGCUGCCAACCGUGAGUUUACAUUCAUGCAAGCUAUCAAAACGGUUUGGAGUCGUGGUGGCGUUUUCGGAUUUUAUCAGGGUUUGAUCCCAUGGGCAUGGAUUGAAGCAUCUACAAAGGGUGCUACUUUACUAUUUGUUUCCGCUGAAGCCGAAUAUCUAUUCAAGAAAAACUUGGGUUUUGGUAACUUUGCCAGUGGUAUCAGCGGUGGUAUCACUGGUGGUGUCGCCCAAGCUUACUUAACCAUGGGAUUCUGUACCUGUAUGAAAACUGUUGAAAUCACUAGGACUAAAUCUGCUGUUAGUAAAUCAUCUUGGGAAAUUUUUAAGGACAUUUAUAGAAAAGAAGGUAUUGUAGGUAUUAAUAAGGGUGUUAAUGCUGUUGCUAUUAGGCAGAUGACCAAUUGGGGUUCCAGAUUUGGUUUAGCCAGAUUGGUUGAAGAGGGUAUUAGAAAAUUUACUCACAAAGAUGAAAACGAGAGAUUAAACGGUUACGAAAAAAUAUUGGCUUCUGCAGUUGGUGGUGGUUUAAGUGCUUGGAACCAACCUAUUGAAGUCAUUCGUGUUGAAAUGCAAUCCAAGAAGGAAGAUCCAAACAGACCUAAAAAAAUGAAUGUUGUCACUGCUUUCAAAUAUAUUUAUAAAACUAAUGGUUUGAAAGGCUUAUACCGUGGUGUUACUCCCAGAAUCGGUUUAGGUAUUUGGCAAACUGUCUUUAUGGUUGGUUUCGGUGAUAUGGCUAAGGAGUUUAUUGCCAAUUUAACUGGUGAAACACCAACAGGUAAGCAUUGA
This is a messenger RNA of Saccharomycodes ludwigii, 930 nucleotides long. It is a transcript of the gene YHM2, whose product is annotated as Yhm2p. Gene Ontology annotation, molecular function: tricarboxylate secondary active transmembrane transporter activity. The transcript has a single exon. The record is from RefSeq and is a predicted model, not a curated record. Bases 1 to 930 code for a protein of 309 amino acids. Gene Ontology annotation, biological process: mitochondrial citrate transmembrane transport; alpha-ketoglutarate transport. NCBI's taxonomy places the organism in Eukaryota, Fungi, Ascomycota, Saccharomycetes, Saccharomycodales, Saccharomycodaceae. Gene Ontology annotation, cellular component: mitochondrion.